Molecule: messenger RNA, 2937 nt
Organism: Carassius gibelio (silver crucian carp)
Lineage: Eukaryota; Metazoa; Chordata; Actinopteri; Cypriniformes; Cyprinidae
Gene: spartb
Product: spartin b
Exons: 8
Coding region: 154-1908 (584 amino acids)
Biological process (GO): negative regulation of BMP signaling pathway; cell division
Cellular component (GO): plasma membrane
Source: RefSeq, a predicted model, not a curated record
AGCGCACAAGUAGUGGACGCACUGCAAUCUCCGCUUAAAAACGUCAUUGCUGUCAGGACUCAGGAACUCAACCUGUUCAGUCAGAAAGCCCUAAACAGAAGCGGAACACUCAUGAAACUCCAUAUUUCACCUUAAUUUAUCACAUCUUCUGUCAUGGAACAAGCGAAGCAGGAAGCCUUUGAUCACACCAGGCUGCAGGUGAUCAAAGAUGGGUACGAGAAGGCAUUUGCAUGCAUCAAUAAAGGUCUUACCGAGGAUGAGGUGGGCCACAGUGGAGAGGCGCUAAAACUGUACCAACAAGGGCAGCAACACCUCCUCAGGGCUCUCAGCGUUCCCUCGCAUGGCAUGGAGUGUGUAGGUCCCUCCUGGGAAUCAGCUAGGCAGAUGCAACACAAGAUGCAGGAGACCCUCAACAACAUUACCGCUCGCCUAGGCAUGCUCGAAACCAGCUCAGACCCCAAUGGAGUCUCGGAUAGCAGUGCAGCCCCUCAGAAACUCUACCCUGAAGUCCUAAAGGUCAAGCCGGAAAGGCCGGCUCCACCACAGAUGCUUGCUUCUAACAGCAGGGUUGCAGGGGUUUCGAGUGGGCCUGUUCCGGUCGCUCCCUCAAUGCAGCUCAAUAUGUUAAGCAACCAGCCUCCUGCAUACACCCCUCAAGCUGCUGAUGGACACCUGACCGUUUCCUAUGGCACUGACUCAGGCGAGCUCUCUCUGGUUGGUGAUGAGUUCUACAGCCUUACGUCUAAUUCUACAACACCUCCUCAGUGUCUGGGGGAGGAUGGAGAGGAACUCUUUUUCCUUCCUCAAGGGGUGCAGAUCUUCCUGGUUACACCUGAGGGACAAGUCAGUGCUCCCUCUUACCCAGGGUACCUGCGCAUUGUAAAGUUUACCAGUGAGCGAUCAGAAAGGAUUCCAAACAGGCCACCCGCCUUCCUACAGGUUUGCGGCUGGCUUUACCCAUUGAUGGCCUCUGAUUCCCCAGUCCUGCUGUGCAAUACUGGGGUGUACAUGUUCCCUGACAUGAUGGCUCCCACCCCGGGCUUGUAUGUUGGGGUGGUCCUUUCUUCUGAGCUUCCCCAAAAAGAACAUGAACUCUUCCAGAGUGUUCUUUCUCAGCUGACAGACCUGCAUGUCCAGGCAUCAGAUGGCACAACCGAUACCAUCAACCUGGGUCAGAAGGUUCCGAUGGGGCCUCCUGCUGCUGAAGAGGAGAAGGUACUUCCUGAAUGGAGCGGGAAGGUGGCUCAGGGGGUCCUGACUGGGGCUUCACGGCUGAGCUGGGGGUUAGUGAAGGGGGCUGAGUACACAGGCAAAGCCAUACACAAAGGUGCAGCCAAACUACGAGAGCACAUCGCUCCAGAAGACAAACCAGCCCAAGUCAGCCCCACAAUAGCCAAAAGCCUCCAUGUGACCAAACAAGCCACAGGAGGAGCAGUGAAGGUCAGCCAGUUUCUUGUGGAUGGGCUGUGCACAGUCACUGGACAUGUCGGCAGAGAGUUGGCACCCCAUGUUAAGAAACACGGAGGGAAGCUUAUCCCAGAGUCCCUGAAGAAAGACAAGGAUGGCUGCUCCAAGAUUGAUGGUGCUAUGGUGGUUGCAGCAAGUGGAGUUCAAGGAUUUGCAACUGUUUGGACCGGGUUGGAGGUUGCAGCAAAGAACAUUGCAAAGAGUGUUGCUGCAGAGACUGUUACCACGGUAAAACAUAAGUAUGGGGCAGAAGCGGGCCAGGCCACAGAUCACGCUGUCAACUCGGCCAUCAAUGUGGGCGUCACUGCAUUUAAUAUCGACAACCUGGGGAUCAAGGCAGUGGUCAAGAAGACUGGCAAAGAGACUGCCCGUGCCAUCCUGGCAGACUAUAAAGUCCAAGAGCCGAGCAGUCAAGUUGAGAAACAUAAAGACCAAAAGUAGAGUUUAGAUUCAGACCUCUCGUUUCAGGUGUCUAUUUUGAAGAGUUAACCAAAUGACUGAUGAAAUGGACUGAUCCUUUUCCUGUUUUACAGUGAAUGCUUUUGUUGUUAUUUGUGACUGACACUGAAAGACUUUCCUACAGUUAGUUGUGCCGUCAUGUUUACUAUUUUCACAGUGUCAUGGGGGAAUUGGUAAAUGCACUUAAAAAAAAAUUCCCUUUAAAGUUGACAGACAGCCCUGCUGGACAUUAUUCCUGAUGUUGCCUUACACUUAACCAGCAAUUUAUUCAACAUAUCACCAAUUAUUUUACUCUGUAUUAAUCUUAAGUAGUGUUGCAAGGUUUGUGUCUUUGAAAUGAAAUAUACAGUAAUAUAUAUAUAUAUACUGUAUAUAAGCACUUUAACCCCUAUUAGGAACAGACAUAGAAAUUUCUUCCAGAUGAAGGGUUCUAGGUUUUCUUGUGUAUAAGUGCAAUAAAAAUAUAAUUGCACUUGCAUUUGGAGUAUGAUAUAGAGGACAGAUAUUAGAAAUCUGUUUAUUCACAAGCCAGAAAAAAAAUCUAACUUUUUGGAAAACAUUUAAAAAUUAUAGUAUUUUACAUUUUAACAUAUGCAUUUAAUAUUAAUAAUAUAAUAUUUUAAAUUAAUGAGGCUUAUAUUUAAUAUUAACUGCAUUAAACUGUAAAAUGCCAUAUAUUAUUUAUUGACUCAAAACAUCUCAAUGCUUUUAUUCCCCGUGAAAACUGUUGACAAUGACUGCACUUUUUCUUUAAAUUUGACUACUGACUGUGUUUCUACUGUGUUUCUAUAAAUUAUAUAUAAAUAUAAGCUUAAAGUUCCAUAACAUUUCACUGAAAGAAUUAUCAGUUGAAUUAAGAGUUGUUAAUUCUUGAUCCAUUAUAUAUGUCUCAUUUGAAUGUAUGGAAAACAUAAUGUGUAAGUUUAAUCACAAGUCAAUAGGUUUGCUCAGUGACAAAUAAUAUAAUAGCCUAUGGGUAUCUGACAUAAUAAAUGAAACAUUUAAAACAUU